Messenger RNA from Polyodon spathula (Mississippi paddlefish), 1916 nucleotides. RefSeq names its product adenosine deaminase (gene ada). The transcript has 12 exons. Bases 300 to 1397 code for a protein of 365 amino acids. Lineage: Eukaryota; Metazoa; Chordata; Actinopteri; Acipenseriformes; Polyodontidae. Gene Ontology annotation, cellular component: external side of plasma membrane; cytosol. Gene Ontology annotation, molecular function: adenosine deaminase activity. Gene Ontology annotation, biological process: inosine biosynthetic process; T cell activation; purine ribonucleoside monophosphate biosynthetic process. The record is from RefSeq and is a predicted model, not a curated record.
ACUUGCUAUGUCUAUAGGAAUGGAAAACAGAUGGGAAUAUAACAGUUCUUAGGUGGAUGUGGCCAGGUUGAAUCGGCAGUACAGAUCUGCAUGACAAAAAGUGGAUACACACUAGAGUUUAUUUAAUCAGUAUUUUCAGUGGGAGGAUCCAGGCGUGUCAUUCUUGCAGUGCAUAAGAGCAAUGUUCGAACUGAGCUUAGUCUUGUACUAGGCACGGGCUGUGACAGGAAGAAGAAGAAACGUUUGUCCUGCAAACUGCGAAGUCAGCAAAUUAAAGCGACACUUUCAGAGCAUCCAUUAUGGCUAAGCAAUGCUCCAACAAAUGUCUACAUGUGUUUGACAAGCCGAAGGUAGAACUGCACAUACAUCUCGAUGGGGCUGUUAGACCAGAGACCAUCAUGCACUUUGCUAAGAAGCGAGAGAUGAAGCUGCCAGUGGACAUGGUGGAAGAUCUGCUGCAGUUAGUCGUGUGUGAGAAGGCUGCCAGCCUGACAGAGUUCCUUGGCAAGUUUGCCCACUACAUGCCUGUAAUCGCGGGUGACAGAGAAGCUAUAAAAAGAAUAGCCUAUGAACUUGUGGAAACAAAAGCCAAAGAAGGCGUGAUAUAUGUUGAAGUUAGAUACAGUCCCCACUUGCUAGCAAACUGCAACGUGGAUCCUCUACCCUGGAACCAAAAAGAAGGUGACCUGACACCGGAUGAGGUGGUUAAUCUCGUUAAUCAAGGGCUGCGGGAAGGAGAGCAGGCGUUCAACAUCAAAGCCAGGUCCAUUCUCUGCUGCAUGCGUCACAUGCCAAAGUGGUCACUGGAGGUGGUAGAACUGUGUAAGAAGUAUCGCAAUGAGGGAGUGGUGGCAAUUGAUCUCGCAGGUGACGAGUCUUUGAACUGCAAAGCCUUGCCAGGGCACAGGCAGGCAUAUGAGGAAGCUGCCAAGAGUGGAAUCCACAGGACUGUCCACGCCGGAGAGGUUGGACCACCAUGUGUUGUUCGAGAGGCUGUAGAGCUUUUGAAAGCUGAAAGAAUUGGACAUGGCUACCACACAAUCGAAGACCGGGAGUUGUACAGCCAACUGUUACAGCAAAACAUGCAUUUUGAGACCUGUCCAAUUUCUAGCCACUUCACUGGAGCAUGUGAUCCAGAUUAUACAAAGCACCCCAUAAUCAAGUUUAGAGAAGACAAGGCCAAUUACUCUAUAAAUACAGAUGACCCAUUGAUAUUUAAUUCAACGCUUGAAGAUGAUUAUGAAAAAGCGAAGAAAUACAUGGGUUUCACAGAGGAGGAAUUUAUGAGAAUGAAUCUGAAUUCUGCUAAAUCCAGCUUCCUACCAGAGAACGAAAAGAAAGACCUCCUGAACAGGUUGUAUGAAGCCUACGAAAUGGUUCAAACCACAGAGUUUUAAAGAACAGGAUCCACUCUUACACUCUGGAAAUCUAGUCUGGCUGAUGAGGAAACAAAAGGCCUUGAUGCAAAUCUCCUGUUAAAGUGUUAGCUGAAAAUUAAAAGAGCAUUUUAAGUUGCAUUUUAAAUUAUACUACAAUAACAACUCAGGAAACAUUGCAGUCAAAUGGGAAAAUGAUUCAAUAUGUGAACAUAUUUAAUAUUCCAUUUUUUUUUUUUUUUUUUUGCUGUUGGCUAUUUUAACUUUGAUAUUAAUUUCGCUACUUAAAAAUAAUAGCAGCUGCCUUAACGCCCUGUGGCACUUAGCUGCUUUUUUAGUUUAGUUUUAUACAAAAUGUACAUUUGUUUUCGUAACCUAAUUUCUACUACUAUCAUUUUUAAACAACAAAAAAGGGGGCUUGGGUUUUAAAUAAAUGUACUGUAUGUAGUUGGAUGUUGUGACUUGACAGCACAACAGGGUGCUAUGGAGCGGCUAUAAUAACAAAGGGUUGAAUUUAAUAAAAUACAAGAGUGUUUUAUA